Messenger RNA from Cyclopterus lumpus (lumpfish), 3603 nucleotides. Its product is annotated as extracellular calcium-sensing receptor-like. The transcript has 15 exons. NCBI's taxonomy places the organism in Eukaryota, Metazoa, Chordata, Actinopteri, Perciformes, Cyclopteridae. Gene Ontology annotation, biological process: G protein-coupled receptor signaling pathway. Gene Ontology annotation, cellular component: membrane. The record is from RefSeq and is a predicted model, not a curated record. Bases 1 to 3603 code for a protein of 1200 amino acids. Gene Ontology annotation, molecular function: G protein-coupled receptor activity.
AUGUGGGGCGGACAGAUGGAAAACCGGGAGCAGCAGCCGGAGGUGCCGAGCCAGUCGAUCGUGGCGCUGGGGCAGAUGCUGGCGGGGAUCGCUGCGAUGCAGAGGGACCAGGCGGAGAUGAACCGUUCAGUUCAUGGGGGAGCUUCAGUCCAGGCGGAGAGAGGCAAGCGUUCUCGCCCUGGAGCAGCUCGCAGCACGGACAGCUGCGGUUCCACCGCCGGCGGCUUCCUCCGCGUGUAUAGACGUGGCCCUUCACCGGAUAACAGCAGGGGACGAUGCCCAGUCCUUCCUCGACUUGUUCGAGGCAACAGCGGAGGUAUGUGGCUGGCCUGCUGCCGAUGUGGGCGGUCCGGCUCUUGCCUCUGCUGGCUGGGGAGGCACAGACAGCGGCCUUGGGGACUCCCCCCGGCAGCCAGGCAGAGCUAUCCGAAUGUGCGCAAGGCGGUGAUCGACCGGAUGGGCCUGUCCCCAGAGGACCACCGGCGGAGGUUCCGUGAGGCCAGGCUGGGGCGAUGGCUACAACCCGGGGGUCCGGGAACGGCGCUGGAGGUGGUGGAAAAGCUCGUCCUCAAGCAGUUUGUCGGUGGAUUACCGUCCGGGACCGCGGCGUGGGUCCGCUGCCACCGGCCGUCGCUGCUGGUGACUGCCAUCACUCUAGCGGAGGACCACCUGGCGGUUCAUUCACCUGGUAAGGGGGGACAGCGGUCUCAUGCCGGCUUCGUUCCGGCCAACACCUGCCCCGCGGAGGAGGCCACCCACACAGGCCCUGGCGGGGUCGACGCCGGCACAGUGUCCGGCACCCCCUCCCGCGGGUCCCCGAGCUACCGCCCCACCCGACAAGCACCGGCACUCUUCCUGACCUACGGUUCUCGAACACCAGGGCAGGAGUGUUGGAGAUAUGCCCGAGCGCCUUCAGAGGGCGUUACCCCCUCUGUUGACUCGGAACCCCCUGAGCUGUCAGCUAUCCCUUCGGUGUAUCAGGAUCUUUGUGAGGCCUUUAGCAAGAAGCAGGCUCUUUCCAUACCCCCGCACCGGCCCUAUGACUGUGCCAUCAACCUGCUGCUUGCCGGUGAGCCUCUGGCCCUGCAAUCGGGAGGGGAUGUUGUGAUCGGAGGGCUUUUCCCUCUGCAUUAUGUGGCUCCUAAGCAACAGCAAAGUUACCACAGAAAACCUCGGAACACACCUUGCGGAGGCUUUGACCACAGAGCCUUCCGCUGGAUAAUGACCAUGGUGUUUGCAGUGGAGGAAAUAAACCGUAAUUUGAGCCUGUUACCAGGGGUUCAUUUAGGCUAUAGGAUUAUGGACAGCUGUGACCAUGUCCACACCGGCCUGAAAGCUCUUUUGUCUUUAGAAAAUGAAACAGGGGAGACAAUAGAUAGGAGUACACCGUCUCAAACUUUGCCCACAUGUCUGGCUGACUCUCCUGUGCCGGCUGUGAUUGGCCUUGCAUCCUCUUCCCCUACAAGAGCUGUAGCUCACACCCUUGGCCCUUUUAACUUCCCACUGGUGAGUUAUUUUGCCACUUGUACCUGUCUCACUGACAAGUCUAAGUACCCAUCAUUCUUGCGGACUGUGCCAAGUGAUCUCUUUCAAGUUAGAGGUCUUGUUCAGAUGGUCACCUACUUAGGCUGGUUCUGGGUGGGCACAAUAGGGACCACGGAUGACUACAGUCACUAUGCUAUCCAAGAAUUUUCCAGCCAGUUUAGACAACAAGGUGGGUGUCUGGCAUUUCAUCUAACCAUCCCGAAAUUACCCACAGCGGCAGAGAUACAAGAAAUAGCAGACAGGAUACAGAGUUCAACCGCAGUGGUAGUGGUGGUGUUUGCUAGAGUGGGAGAGCUGCUGGACUUGAGCUUAGAGCUGGCUCAGAGAAAUGCGACAGGAAUCCAGUGGGUAGCUAGUGAAGCCUGGGUGACCGCUAGCCUGCUGACCUCACCCCGCUUCCACUCUCUCUUAGAGGGCACGCUGGGCUUCUCCUUCCCCGGAGUCAGGAUCCCAGGCUUGAAAGAGUUCUUGUUGAAUAUCCGCCCUUCUCCAAAACCUGGGAUGGCAUUUGUCAACAUGUUCUGGGAAGAGCUGUUUAGAUGCAGGCUAGAGUUUAAAGGAAACCAAUCAGCUGAUGCAAACUAUAAAGGUGCUGCUGAAAAGCCUGUAUGCACUGGUUCAGAGGAUGUGAAGGACAUUGACAGCAGCUUUACUGAUGUAUCUCAGGUCAGAGUAUCCUAUAAUGUUUAUAAAGCUGUAUAUGCCAUCGCCCAUGCUCUUCACACUUUAUUAAACUGUGAUUCUGGAGAACAUUACGGAAGGUGUGAGAAUCGUAAAACAUUCACUUCUAGGCAGUUGCUGCAAUAUCUGAAGAAAGUGAAUUUCACCAACCAGUUUGAGGAGAAGAUUUCUUUUGACUCCAACGGAGAGCCGGUCCCUCUCUAUGACAUCAUUAACUGGCAGAAGGACAGCAAGGGAGAAAUUAGAUUUAUAAAAGUGGGAAGCUAUGAUGGUUUCGCUCCAUUAAAAGAACAGUUGCAGAUAAAGCAGAGCACCAUUGUGUGGACAAGUGGACAGUCAGAGGUGCCUGCAUCUCAGUGUAGUUCUCCAUGCUCCCCUGGCAGCAGACAGGCCAGACGUCCAGGAGAGCCCCACUGCUGCUUUGAUUGUUUGCCCUGUGCAGAUGGAGAGAUCAGCAACCAGACUGGUUCCACUGAGUGCACAAAAUGUGCUGAAUACUACUGGUCAGACAGAGACCAGGUGAAAUGUGUGGCUGGGGUCGAAGAAUUCCUGUCUUUCCACAACAUCAUGGGCAUCAUCCUGGUCACACUCACACUGCUGGGUGUUGUCCUGACAACCAUCGUCACUGCUGUCUUUCAACGUUUCCGUUCCACACCGAUCGUCAAAGCCAACAACGCAGAAAUAAGCUUCCUGCUUCUCCUGUCGCUCAAGCUGUGCUUCUUGUGUUCCCUGGUGUUCAUUGGCCAGCCAUCUGUGUGGACAUGUAGGCUCCGCCAGGCAUUAUUCGGGGUUAGCUUUGUCCUCUGUCUUUCCUGCCUCCUCGUUAAGACCAUAGUUGUUCUCUUGGCUUUUCAUGCUAAUGCACCUGGUUCGAGGGCCCUGAAGCAGUUUGGUCUCUCUCAACAGCGGACCUUGAUCCUCUGUACUACAGCUCCUCAGAUUAUUCUCUGUGCCGGUUGUCUUUUGGGUGCACCUCCUUUCCCAUUCAAGAACCCAAACUACCAUGCCUCAACUAGAAAAAUUGUUGUGGAGUGUAAGGAGCCAUGGCCUCCUGGAUUUUAUCUGGUCCUGGGCUACAUUGGUCUACUGGCCUUCGUCUGCCUCAUCCUGGCGUUCCUUGGACGCAAGCUACCCGAUACCUUCAAUGAGGCAAAGCUCAUCACCUUCAGCAUGCUGAUCUUCUGGGCUGUUUGGAUCUCUUUCAUCCCAGCUUAUGUCAGCUCUCCUGGAAAGUUCACUGUGGCUGUGGAAGUAUUUGCUAUAUUAGCCUCCAGUUUUGGACUGUUACUAUGUAUUUUUGUGCCAAAAUGUUAUAUAAUAUUACUGCGGCCUCAAAGAAACAUUAAGAAAGGGAUGACGAGAAAAUAUCUCACAUGA